Colletotrichum truncatum is the source of this 1722-nucleotide messenger RNA. RefSeq lists its product as uncharacterized. Gene Ontology annotation, molecular function: metal ion binding; GTPase activator activity. Gene Ontology annotation, cellular component: cytoplasm. The record is from RefSeq and is a predicted model, not a curated record. NCBI's taxonomy places the organism in Eukaryota, Fungi, Ascomycota, Sordariomycetes, Glomerellales, Glomerellaceae.
AUGUCUCGAAGACCGCCGAAUCCCGCCGCUGAAAGAGCAGCCCAAAACCAGCAGACCAUCAAGAGUCUCUUGAAGCUGGAGUGCAACAAAGUAUGCUCCGACUGCAAAAGAAACAAGCACCCCCGAUGGGCCAGCUGGAACCUAGGUGUCUUUAUCUGCAUUCGGUGCUCGGGUAUCCACCGUGGCAUGGGCACGCACAUCAGCAGAGUCAAGUCUGUCGACCUCGAUUCCUGGACCGACGAGCAACUCCAAAGCAUUUUGAGCUGGGGUAACGCACGCGCGAACAAAUACUGGGAGGCCAAAUUGGCGCCUGGUCAUGUCCCCUCCGAAUCCAAGAUUGAGAACUUCAUCCGCACCAAGUACGAGCUUAAGAGAUGGACAAUGGACGGCCCCAUUCCGGACCCCGCCACGCUGGAUGCCGAUGGCGAUGACGACGUGCCUUUGAGCCUGGUCAGGGAGAAGCAAAACGUAGAGAGACGAGAGUCGGUUCGCAAGAGCUCGGUCGGAAAGUCAGCUGCCCCUCCCAAGAGCAUUGCCGCCCCGCAGCCGCAGGCUGAUCUUAUCGGCGGCGAUCCCAUUCCUCGAGCAAGUACGGCCGGCCCGCAGCCCGGAAAGGUGCCUCCCAAAUCCGAUCCCGCUCCCCCCAAGGCCACGAGCACCAAGGAUUCCUUGCUAGGCCUGGACUUCUUUGGAGAGCCCGCGGCUCCGCCACGGCCUGCUAGCACCAACGCUGCCGGCGCCAUGGGUGGCAAUUCGAGGCCAGACCUGAAGCAAUCGAUUCUCUCGCUGUACGCUUCUGCCCCACGACCGCAGCCCCAGCAGCAGCAACAAGCCCCCCAAGUCCCGGGCGGCUCCUUUGGCAGCAUGCCUUCCCCCACCUUUGGACACCAGCAACAGCAAUCCUUCGGUGGCAUGACUGAUGCCUUCAGCAACCUUGGGUUUUCAAACACUACGAGCCCCAAGCCAGCUCAAGCAGACCCAUUUGCGAGCUUGGCCAGCCCCAUCGGUAACAAGUCACCGCCGCUAGGUUCGUCAAAUGCCUUUGGUGGCCUUGGUGGAGGCAGCUUCUUCGACUCUAAGCCCGCGCCAGCACCCGCUGCUCAGCACCAGAAGCAACCCUCCAACAGCGCUUUUGGUGGAUUUGGCUGGUCCAGCUCCCCUGCCCCGGCGCCUGUUCAAUCACAGCCCAAGCCCGCUCAACCAGCGUCUUCGUCCAUGGGUGACCUGUUCGACCUCUCUUCCCCCUCUCAACCUGCCGCUGCUCCCAGCAACCCUUCACCAGCUGCUGCCUCAAGCUCCGUCUUCAACCUCUCUUCCAAUCAACCCAAGUCCCCGCCAGCCGUGACAAACCCCACGGCAGCUGCUACAAGCACUAUCAACUCAGGAAACUGGGCAAAUUCCGACGUGUGGGGCUCUAACGCUUGGAGCACACCCGACACCAGCACCUCAGCCGCGGCCCCGGCUCCUCCGAAGGUUGCGGAAGCACCCAAGCCGUCUGGUGGUUUCGGAGGAAGCACCGACCUGGGUGGAUGGGGCUCCUCUGGCUCCUUUGCCAACACGCCAAUCGUCCCCGGUGCGUCUGGCGGAUUCAGCGCAGCGCCAAAAGUGGCGGCUGAUGAGGAGUUUGGAGGAUGGACGAGCAGCACAGGGCCAACCACUGGAUCCGGGUCGGCUAAGCCCGCUGGAGGAAACGAUGACCUGUUUUCGAACGUAUGGCAGUAA